Lates calcarifer (barramundi perch) is the source of this 919-nucleotide messenger RNA. Its product is annotated as sperm-associated antigen 16 protein. NCBI's taxonomy places the organism in Eukaryota, Metazoa, Chordata, Actinopteri, Centropomidae. The record is from RefSeq and is a predicted model, not a curated record. The transcript has a single exon. Gene Ontology annotation, biological process: axoneme assembly. Gene Ontology annotation, cellular component: axonemal central apparatus. Bases 97 to 906 code for a protein of 269 amino acids.
AACGCUGGGGUAAACGUGAACUGGUGAAAUCUCGCGUUGAACGCCAAUUGCCAUGGCGACGCCAACGCUCUCUCGCUGGACGUGCCAAGUGAAACAAUGAGCGCAACUAACAAAAAUCAAGAAAAAGAGCACGCAGGUGCUCCCAAUGACAGCGAUGAUGACUUCAAAUAUGAAGAAGUGUCUCUUGAAGACGACUGGAGUUUAACAGAAGGGGAAGAAGACUUGGACGCGACGGUGAAAGCCAUUCAAAACCGAGCCGAGGCCAAUGCUCGGGCAGCUACUUCAAAGAGAAAAACGCACCAACCUGAAGCUGUGGAUGACUUUUUACGCAACUUUCUGUUCCAUGCGGGCAUGACAGAAACACUUGACUGCUUUCAGACUGAGUGGACCGAGAUGAUGCAGAAAGGGCUGGUGGAUGCAGAGCGUGUCGGUGUGGUUCCGGACGUGUACAUUGACAACCUGCGUCUGGACAGCGAGCUGAAAAACGCUCAGCGGGAAAGGGAGGAGUACAGGCUGGCAGCCUCUGCUGCGGCUGAGACUCUAGUGAGGGUCCAGAAAGCCAGAGACUUCCAUCGGCUGCAGCAUAAGCGUGUUGUCCAGGAGAAAAACAGGCUCAUUGAGGAAAUAAGGAGGCUCAAGGUUCAAUGUAACAACUACGAGCCUGCGAUAAAGCGGAUGAAUGAAAAAUACCACGCAGUUUUAAAGCAGACAGUGUUGGUAACUUUGGAGAGGGACAAGGCGUUAGGACGUGUGAACCGUCAGUCAGCUCAAGACAACACCCACUUCUGUGGGGACGCAGGUGAAGAGGAGAUAAACAAAAAAGGAGAGGCAAGCGUCAAAGGGACAACACGUCCAGUGACCCAGCCCAAGUCUCCUACAUCCAGACCCCACAGAGAGUCAGACUAGGGAGGCAAAUGUU